Microtus ochrogaster (prairie vole) is the source of this 993-nucleotide messenger RNA. RefSeq names its product olfactory receptor 10AC1-like. Bases 1 to 993 code for a protein of 330 amino acids. Gene Ontology annotation, molecular function: olfactory receptor activity; G protein-coupled receptor activity. The transcript is spliced from 2 exons. Lineage: Eukaryota; Metazoa; Chordata; Mammalia; Rodentia; Cricetidae. Gene Ontology annotation, cellular component: membrane. The record is from RefSeq and is a predicted model, not a curated record. Gene Ontology annotation, biological process: G protein-coupled receptor signaling pathway.
AUGGAGGGCCCCAACACGAGCCACUGGUCUGAGUCCAACUGGACAGUACCGCAGGAAUUUGUCAUCCUAGGCUUCUCGGGGUGGUCCCCGGGCCUCCGUCUGCUGCUCUUCUCUCUCCUCUUGCCGCUCUACUUGGCCACCCUGGCUGGGAACCUGCUCAUUCUGGGCCUGGCCCUGGCAGAACCCACUCUGCACACACCCAUGUACUUCUUCUUAGGUUCUCUGUCUGCAGUUGAGGUGGCCUACACCCUGGUACUCACCCCACGGAUGCUGGCUGGGUUUCUCCUGCCUCCCGGUGGCCAGGCGGUGGCGCCUUCUACCUGCGCGGCCCAAAUGGGUCUCUUCGUGGCUCUGGGUGGCUCUGAGUGCCUGCUGCUGGCAGCCAUGGCCUUGGACCGCUACCUGGCUAUCUGCCGCCCUCUCUACUACCCUCAGCUCAUGACCACUGGGCUCUGCUGGGCCCUUCUAGCUUCCUGUUGUGUGGGUGGCUCUAUCCUAGCCUUAGGUCUCACCACUGUUAUAUUCCAGCUGCCUUUCUGCCACGGCGGCCUUGUCAAUCAUGUCUUCUGUGACCUCCCAGCUGUGUUGGUUCUGGCCUGUGGGAACCGGGACCUUCAGGAACACGCGUUACUGGCAGCCUGCAUGCUUCUGCUGGUGCUGCCUCUAAUCCUUAUCUUAAUGUCCUACACCAGGGUACUGGUGGUCAUCCUGGGGGUGGGGGAUGGUGCUGGCCGCCGCAAGGCCUUCAACACGGUGGCAUCCCAUCUCACGGUGGCUGUGCUCCACUAUGGCUGUGCCACAGCCAUGUAUGCCAGACCCCUGAGUAGCCGCUCCCUGGAGGAAGAUAAGCUCGUGUCCCUCAUUUACAUAAACCUCACACCGCUCUUGUACCCAGCCAUCUAUACACUGCGCAAUCGGGACAUGCAGGGCGCCCUCCAACGAGUAGUCAGCCAGAGGACGAUGGGGGCGGUCCAGCAAGCUGAUCCGGCCUAA